Molecule: messenger RNA, 585 nt
Organism: Aspergillus welwitschiae
Lineage: Eukaryota; Fungi; Ascomycota; Eurotiomycetes; Eurotiales; Aspergillaceae
Exons: 2
Coding region: 216-452 (78 amino acids)
Source: RefSeq, a predicted model, not a curated record
ACAUACUACUACACACACCUAUGAUGGAGUAGGUAUGCCGAUUAUACUACUAACGAGUAGACUGUGCUUCGUUACUCUACUUACUCCUCUCACUCCUAUUGCUGCUGCUGGUAUCCUCUUUCUAUUCUCAUCCCGAACAAACCCCUCACUGUGGCUGAGCGAUCGGCUUCAAAGCUGCCUUGGAAACAAAAGCAAGUUAUAAUGAUAUCAAGAUAAUGGAAGCACAUUCAAGGAUUGAAGCUGAUCAUAAUGUUCGUCUCUGGGAAAUUAUCCUCUUGGAAUGUGCAUACUCAACUAUGAAUAACUCUCAUCAUCAUCAUCACUUAGAUAAAAAGCUGGCUAUGUACUACCGAUGCAACUUAACGGCAUUAUCAUUUUUUAGUGCGUCGCAUAGUAGGAAAGAUCACAGAGGAGUGCACAUUAGCUUCAUCAUCCUCCCCCCCCUCCAUUGAUGAUCCACUCCGGAGGAAAUAGUUUAUCUAUCUAUCAUGGCUGUCAAAAUAUUGAGUCACUGCACGGAGCUGGAUGGCCCCCGCUUCUAUUUCCGUCCCCUCCCCGUCCAUCCUCACAGUAGUAGCUCUGACU